AUGACUGAAUCCCUUCGAGUUGCUGUUAUUGGGGCUGGCAUCAGCGGCGUAGUUACCGCUGGGCAUCUUCUGGCUGCCGGAUUUCAAGUAACGGUCUUUGAGAGAAAUAAUGCAUCUGGCGGAGUCUGGCUUUAUGAUAAGCGAACUCCGCUUGAAACCCAGUACCCAUACUCAAAACCGUCUGCUUCGCAGGAAUACGUGAGAGAUGGACGGGGGGACAAUGAGCGAAAGUUAUUGAUACACGCACCUCCAGGGCCCUGCUACGAGAGCCUCUGCAACAAUGUCUCAACGCCCUUACUACAGACGACGCUCAAUGCGUGGCCUGAAGGCACUGCUCUUUAUGUGAAACAUCCUGUGAUCAAGGAUUAUAUUCAAGAUACGUCAAAAAAGGCCGGCGUUGACCACAUAACUAAAUUUGGCGCCCGGGUCACUCGAGUCUACAAAGAAGGGGCAACAUGGACAGUUCACUGGAGCACUUUGAAUGACCGUGAUGGGGAUCCAGUUGAGAAGCCGGAGUCUGCGGAAUUUGACUCGGUUAUUGUUGCCUCGGGCCAUUAUCAUACGCCUCUCAUCCCCAAUAUUCGGGGCCUAGCCGAAGCAAAAGCUCGAUGGCCCGAAUUGGUUUUCCAUUCAAAGUCCUUCCGAAGAUCAAAAGGAUUGGAAGGAAAGAACGUACUCUUGAUCGGUGGGGGCAUUUCGGCUCUUGAUAUAGCCAAAGAAACCAGUACAAGUGCAAAUCAUGUCUACCAAAGCACUAGAAAUGGCGCCUUUGAUCUCCCUGAGACUGCGCUUCCAUCGAACGCCACCAGAAUUGGCGAGGUCGAGCUAUUUGAAGGCUCUAAUUCAGAUGUCUGUCCAGAUGGCGCGCACUUGCCCUUGACUAUUCAUCUCAAAUCCGGGGAGACCUUGGAUAAUAUCGAUACAAUCAUUCUCUGCACAGGGUAUCACUUGGCACUUCCAUUCCUCGACGAUUAUAACGACUAUAACGUGUCUGCCACCGAGGCAAAUGACAGCGUGCUUGUCACCGAUGGCACUCAAGUUCACAACUUGCAUCGUGACAUUUUUUAUAUUCCUGACCCCACGCUCGCAUUCGUCGGAGUCCCAUUCUAUGUUGCAACGUUCUCUUUAUUCGAGUUCCAAGCUAUCGCCGUAACAGCUUUUCUGUCUGGAGAGGCAAAGCUUCCAUCUACCGCAGCUCUACGGACGGAAUAUGAUAAUCGCAUCAAAGAGAAGGGCUAUGGACGGAGUUUCCAUUCCCUCCAAGAUCAAGAGCAAGCUUAUGUCACAGAAUUGAUGAAAUGGCUGAAUACCGGAAGAGUUGAAAGGGGUCUGUCUUUGAUUGAGGGUCAUACUGAGACCUGGCAUAGAGAAAAAGCGGCUUUAGCCGAAAGACUCAAAUUGCUUUUCGCAGGGCAGCUUCCUCCGGCUGAUGCUCUCAAAAGCUCAUUGGAGACUGAAGUCACUGCAUGA
Molecule: messenger RNA, 1470 nt
Organism: Penicillium paradoxum
Lineage: Eukaryota; Fungi; Ascomycota; Eurotiomycetes; Eurotiales; Aspergillaceae
Product: putative FAD dependent oxidoreductase
Exons: 5
Coding region: 1-1470 (489 amino acids)
Molecular function (GO): flavin adenine dinucleotide binding; N,N-dimethylaniline monooxygenase activity; NADP binding
Source: RefSeq, a predicted model, not a curated record